Messenger RNA from Chanos chanos (milkfish), 972 nucleotides. Its product is annotated as odorant receptor 131-2-like. Gene Ontology annotation, cellular component: membrane. Lineage: Eukaryota; Metazoa; Chordata; Actinopteri; Gonorynchiformes; Chanidae. Gene Ontology annotation, biological process: G protein-coupled receptor signaling pathway; detection of chemical stimulus involved in sensory perception of smell. Gene Ontology annotation, molecular function: G protein-coupled receptor activity; olfactory receptor activity; odorant binding. The record is from RefSeq and is a predicted model, not a curated record. The transcript has a single exon. Bases 1 to 972 code for a protein of 323 amino acids.
AUGGACACGACCAAUGACACAAUCGAGGAGAUGUCUUUCACCCACAAUCAGAUUUUCAAAGUGAACUUUGAUGGCGUCACCCUGAUUAAGAUUACGGUGGUGUUCCUGAUGACCGCCUUCUUCAUUUACAUCAACUGCAUUAUGCUUUUCGCGCUGUGGAGCAAGCCCAUCUUUCACGAAAAACCUCGGUACAUCCUCUUUGCCCACAUGCUCCUCAAUGAUUCCAUCCUCUUGUGUGUCACCUCAGUGAUGUAUGCCUUGUCCCUUGCUCUUCUCAACAUAGCCAGAGCCAUUUGUUCCCUCUUAGUGCUGAUUUCUAGCUGCACUUUCCAAAAUGCCCCUCUGACUUUAGCAAUGAUGUCAAUAGAACGCUUUGUGGCAAUCUGUUUCCCUCUCAGACACUCCUCUAUCAUCACAAAAAAAUCUACAAGCAUUGGCUUGGCUGUGAUUUGGUGCCUUAGCUCUCUGGACAUUGUUAUCGAUCUGAUAUAUGUCCUCAUGUCUGAUUUUGGCUCUCCAGCAAAAACGAUAUUUUGCACCAGGGAGAAAAUCAUCAUUGCUGAGUGGCAGGUUAUGAAAGCUGAAGUUUUCAAUGUUCUUUAUUUUGUAACCGUGACGAUCAUCAUUAUUUUGACGUACAUCAGCAUCAUGGUCACAGCCAGGUCUGUCUCCACCAAUAAAGAAUCUGCUAAGAAAGCCCAGAGGACAGUAUUACUACACCUCAUUCAGCUGGGCCUGUGUCUUGCCUCUUUUCUAUAUGGAAUUAUUGAGAGAAUACUGGCUUUAAUGACUGUUGGGAGUACCAGUCUAUUCAUAGAUCUGCGUUAUCUAAAUUUUCUUAUUGUUCUUAUUUUACCUCGAUGUCUGAGCCCACUCAUCUACGGCUUGAGAGACGAUGCUGUCCGGCCCUUAUUCCGAUAUUACUUUUGCUACAGCUCCAAAAAGAUUAAGCCCGCUGUCAAUGUGCAUUGA